AUGGAGAUUAUACAUGACCUACCGGAAGAUAUCAGAAGCAAAAUCGCUGGAUACUUGACGGACGAAGGCGUGCCAGUCGUACUGGGCGCACCGCCAGUUACGUCUGAUCAGACGUGUCCCAACAACAUGAGCGUCCGGGAUGCUCUAGCGAAUAUGGUGACCGACGGCCGCAAACACUAUCUCGAUUGGAAGUACAUGGGCUACAUGACCCACUACGUCGUGACGACCUGGUUCCAUGUCAACACCUUCCUCAUGCACGACUCCGUCGCGUUGGAUACUUUCUUCCGCGACAUCUGGCUCGGCGACACAGUCUUCCCCAGCAUCGUACCUGCGGAGUACUUGUACCACCUCACAGUCGUAUUGCGGGGCGAUAUAAAAGACUACGAGCCCCAGAAACGUGAAUGUACGGGGAGGACUCUAUGUAUCAGGCCAGUGAGGCCGGCGGACGUGUUCGGCGAGCAUCUUGAGCUAGUGCUUAAGAUGAAAAAGCUCCGCGGGUUCAGACUGCAUGUUAUUAUCGAGGCCGCCGAGCUGGAACGGGUCGAGGAGAUUUUGAGCGCGGUGAGGGGCGUGAGGGCGAGACUGAUGAGUAAGGGUGUGAGGGUUCAGUUUACUUGGGGAGGCGAGGAGCUGGAUGGAUAUUUCAGGGAAUUGCAGAAGAUUGGGGUAUGA
Messenger RNA from Alternaria triticimaculans, 672 nucleotides. RefSeq lists its product as uncharacterized. The transcript has a single exon. NCBI's taxonomy places the organism in Eukaryota, Fungi, Ascomycota, Dothideomycetes, Pleosporales, Pleosporaceae. The record is from RefSeq and is a predicted model, not a curated record. Bases 1 to 672 code for a protein of 223 amino acids.